AUGACUGGACGGGCAAGAGCAAGAGGCCGAGCACGUGGUCAGCAGCCUGGAUCACCGGGAAGCGAACCCGUAUCGCCCGCACCGCAGGAGGCGUCGCUAACCGCUCGACCAAAGGUGGGAACCGAGUCGACUGAGAAGGUUGGUAGAGGAAGACAGAAGACUGCUCCAGAAGCUGUUUCUGCAGAAGAUCUUCAGCUGAUCUCAGCUGGCUUUCAACAGAUGAAGCUCGUAGAAAGAGGUGGACGCCGCCGUGACUUCCAUGAUGUGGGAAUAUUUACCAGACAGACUAUGGAGCAUGUCCAACAAUCAAAGACUGGUACAAGUGGCUCUUCAAUACAACUUCGGGCCAAUUUCUUCCGCAUGCUGUCCCAACCCCGAUGGGUUCUCUAUCAGUACCAUGUGGAGUUUAACCCUCCAGUGGAGUCUAAACGGCUGCGUUCAGCCCUCCUUUUUCAACAUGAUGAAAUUCUCGGUUCAGCACACACCUUUGAUGGCAACCUUCUCUUCCUGCCUAAAAGACUGCACAGCAAGGAGACUGUGCUUCAUAGUGAGUCCAAGUGCGAAGGGAAGAUUGUGGUAACUGUUACCCUGACCAGCGAACUGCCCCCUAGCUCACCAGUGUGCUUUCAAUUUUACAACAUCAUCUUUAGAAGGGUUCUGAAAAUGCUGAACAUGCAGGCGAUUGGACGCAACUACUACAACCCCAAUGACCAACUGACCAUCCCACAGCACAAGAUGACCAUCUGGCCUGGCUUUUGUACCAACAUCCUGCAGUAUGAGUCAAGCAUCAUGCUGUGUACUGACGUGAGCCACAAGGUGCUGCGCAGUGAGACGGUGCUUGAUUUCAUGACGACCCUAAAGCAGCAGUGUGGGAAUCAGCGUUUUCCUGAUGCCUGUAUGAAGGAGCUGGUGGGCCUUAUCGUACUCACAAAGUAUAAUAACAAAACCUACAGGAUUGAUGAUAUCGCGUGGGACCAUACUCCCAACAACACAUUUACGAAGGGAGAAGGGAAGAUUUCUUUCAAAAACUACUACAAGAAUCAAUAUGGCUUGGACAUCACUGAUAGUAACCAGGUGUUACUGGUCAGCCAUGUCAAAAGGAUGGGUCCUUCUGGGCAGCCGCCUCCUGGUCCAGCCAUGCUUAUCCCAGAGUUUUGCUACCUUACAGGACUGACAGAUAAAAUGCGGGCUGACUUCAGCAUAAUGAAAGAUUUGGCCAUCCACACCAGACUGACCCCAGAAGAGAAGGAGAGACGCCUCAUCGGAUUUGCUAAUAUCUUGAAAAAGAACCCCGAAGCUCAGACAGAACUGAAGACCUGGGGACUGUCCUUUGAUGAGAGUCUCCUGAACCUGGCAGGCAGGGUCCUCCCAAGAGAGAAAGUUUUCCAAGGACCAAAAAUGUUUGAGUACAAUCCAUGGGCAGGUGACUGGAGUAAGGAGAUGCGUGGGGUGCCUCUGAUCAGCUCUCCUCCGCUAAACCACUGGCUGAUGCUUUACACUCGCCGCAAUGCCAGUGAAGCACAGUCCCUUUUGCAGACCCUCCAGAAGGUCGCAUAUCCUUUGGGCAUCUGUAUGGAGAAGGCUAUCAUGGUGGAGUAUGUGGAUCAACAGGAGUCUCUGAUGAGGGCGCUGCAGAAGAAUGUUAGUCCAGACAUUCAGAUGGUGGUAGUGAUCCUACCCAGUAGUAGGAAGGACAAGUACGACAGCAUAAAGAAGUUUCUUUGUGUGGACUUCCCCAUCCCCAGCCAGUGCGUGUUGUCUCGCACCCUCAGCAAGCCACAGACUCUCAUGAAUGUGGUUAACAAACUUGCUCUGCAGAUGGUCUGCAAGAUGGGUGGGGAGCUGUGGACUGUGGAAAUCCCUCUCAAGGAGCUGAUGGUUGUGGGCAUUGAUUGCUACCAUGAUAGUGUCUCUGGAAAGAGGUCCGUUGGAGCCUUGGUGGCAAGUCUCAACCGGGGCAUGACUAGGUGGUUCUCAAAGUGUGUGCUGCAGAACCAACGGCAGGAGAUCAUGGAUGAGCUGAAGAUGGCCCUGACUGCUGCGCUGAAGCACUUUUACAAGUUUAACCAGUGCUUACCGUCACGUAUUAUCGUGUACAGAGAUGGAGUGGGAGAUGGCAUGCUCAACAGUGUGGUUGGCCACGAGAUUGCUCAGAUCUUGGAAGCCAUCCAGAUACUUGGAAAGGAUUAUAUGCCCAAGUUAACUGUCGUGGUGGUGAAGAAGCGUGGAAGUUGCAGGUUCUUUACCGAUAUAAAUGGUAAAGUGUCCAACCCUCCCCCUGGAACAGUCGUCGAUGCAGAGGUCACACGGCCAGAAUGGUAUGACUUCUACAUCGUGAGCCAGGCUGUCCGCAUGGGAAGUGUCUCCCCGACCCACUACAAUGUGGUGUAUGACAGCAGCGGACUAAAGCCUGAUCAUAUGCAGAGGUUAACCUACAAACUCUGCCACAUGUAUUACAACUGGCAGGGGAUCAUCAGCAUUCCUGCACCCUGUCAGUAUGCUCAUAAGUUGGCCUUCCUUGUGGGUCAGAAUAUUCACAAGGAGCCCAACAUGGCUCUGGAUGACUACCUCUUCUACCUUUGA
Molecule: messenger RNA, 2583 nt
Organism: Lampris incognitus (smalleye Pacific opah)
Lineage: Eukaryota; Metazoa; Chordata; Actinopteri; Lampriformes; Lampridae
Gene: piwil1
Product: piwi-like RNA-mediated gene silencing 1
Exons: 21
Coding region: 1-2583 (860 amino acids)
Biological process (GO): regulatory ncRNA-mediated gene silencing
Cellular component (GO): P granule
Molecular function (GO): protein binding; piRNA binding
Source: RefSeq, a predicted model, not a curated record